CACACGUCACGCUGCCGUCACGUCGGUGUCGGGCUGGAGAUUCGCGGCGAUGGCGACGGGUCGGUGUUGCAAAGGGACGCAGUGAAGCUGGAUAUGACUAUUCUUUAUUUGAUCGACGUUUGUUUGCUGCUUAAUAGCUGCACGGAUUGUGGAUGAAUCAGCGACUGGGGGCUUUUGCCGCGUCUUUUCCGGAUUUCCAUGUCUGACUUGUAAGCGGCCGCAUUGAACACAACAGGACUCCAGCUUUCUCACUAAGCGUCUACGACUGGUGCAGGCCGACGUUCCUCUUCCGGGUGACCCACACUCCCUCACCAUGGUUCAAAAUCCAGAAUGGCGGCGACUUGAGGAAAAAUAGAUUGUUUGUGUAACAAGAAAUAAGCAACGAUUUCAAUUCCCAGGAGGAGGAGGCCCAGCAGAGUCUGGAGUGUAUCCAGGCCAAUCAGAUCUUUCCCAAAAAGUCGCCCGUCCUGGAGGAGGAAAACAUGCAGGUGCCCUUUCCGGAGCUGCAUGGGGAGUUCACUGAGUACGUGGGGCGAGCGGAGGAUGCCAUCAUCGCCAUGUCCAACUACCGCCUCCACAUCAAGUUCAAAGAGUCUGUCGUCAAUGUUCCUCUUCAGCUUAUCGAGAGUGUUGAGUGUCGAGAUAUGUUCCAGCUUCAUGUCACCUGUAAAGACUGCAAAAUUGUCAGGUGUCAGUUCACCACCUUCGAGCAGUGUCAGGAAUGGUUGAAGCGUCUGAGUGCGGUGGUCCGGCCUCCAGCGCGCCUCGAGGACCUGUUUUCUUUUGCCUUUCACGCCUGGUGCAUGGAGGUGUAUGCUGGGGAGAAGGAGCAGCAUGGGGAGCUAUGCCGACCAGGUGAACACGUGACCUCUUGGUUCAAAAAUGAAGUGGAGAGGAUGGGCUUCGACACGCAAAACGCCUGGAGGAUAUCAGACAUCAACAGCAAGUUCAGGCUCUGUCCCAGUUACCCCCAGCAGCUCCUGGUCCCGGCCUGGAUCACUGACAAAGAGCUGGAGAACGUGGCAGGCUUUCGCUCUUGGAAAAGAUUUCCCGCUGUGGUGUACAGACACCUGAGCACUGGUGCGGUGAUUGCCCGUUGUGGUCAGCCUGAGGUGAGCUGGUGGGGCUGGAGGAACGCGGAUGACGAACACUUGGUGCAGUCCAUCGCUAAAGCCUGCGCUGUGGACGGCUCCUCCAGGAAACAUCUCACCAACGGAGUCCAUAGCAACGGCACUGAACUCAGUGACACAGACUUCGAAUCGUCAAUGACCAACAGCACAGAGGUGGAGUCGUUAGCCAUCCAGCCUCACAAGUUACUGAUCCUGGAUGCCAGAUCGUAUGCAGCCGCUGUGGCCAACCGCGCUAAAGGGGGAGGCUGCGAGUGCCCAGAGUACUAUCCCAACUGCGAGGUGGUCUUCAUGGGCAUGGCUAACAUCCACUCCAUUCGCAAGAGUUUCCAAUCUCUGCGUUUCCUUUGCACCCAAAUGCCUGAUCCAGCAAAUUGGCUGUCUGCCCUGGAGAGCACUAAGUGGCUGCAGCACCUGUCCCUGCUGCUGAAGGCGUCUCUGUUGGUGGUGAACGCCGUUGACAGAGACCAGAGACCCGUCCUGGUGCACUGCUCUGAUGGAUGGGACCGGACUCCUCAGAUUGUGGCUUUGUCCAAACUGCUCCUGGACCCCUACUACCGCACCAUAGAGGGUUUCCAGGUCCUGGUGGAGACAGAUUGGCUGGACUUUGGUCAUAAGUUUGCAGAUCGUUGUGGACAUGGGGAGAACUCUGAGGACCUGAACGAGCGCUGCCCUGUGUUCCUCCAGUGGUUAGACUGUGUGCACCAGCUCCAGAGGCAGUUUCCCUGCUCCUUCGAGUUCAACGAGGCUUUUCUGGUCAAACUGGUGCAGCACUCGUAUUCCUGCCUGUUUGGGACUUUUCUGUGUAACAGCGGCAAAGAACGCGAGGAUAGACACGUACAAGAGAGGACCUGCUCCAUCUGGUCCCUCCUGAGACCAGCCAAUCGCACGCUCCGGAACAUGCUCUAUUCUUCACACUCCGAAACUGUGCUACACCCGGUGUGUCAUGUCCGAAAUCUGAUGCUGUGGACAGCAGUGUACCUGCCCAGCUCUUCCCCCACCACCCCCUCAGAUGACUCCUGCGCCCCUUAUCCCCUCCCAGGAUGCAAUGGGGAGGAGGCGCCCCUGGGCAGACGCACAAAGACUCGCUCAUUUGACAACCUCCCAAGUGCAUGUGAGAUGGGCAGCCCUCUGCCCGCCAACAGACGCUCCAGUGACCCCAGUCUGAACGAGAAGUGGCAGGACCACAGACGCUCCCUGGAGCUCAUGGCAGGGCCAGACCAGGAGACCCUGGCCAAUGGAGUGGGGCCGUACUCAGACAUAGUGGACUCUGAGAGGGAUGACAGCCCACAGCCCUGCCCUGUGGAAGGCCCCUGCUAUGACAAAGGGGACGAAAAAGCAGAGCUGUCAGUGGCCGUUAGUGAGGGUCAGAUGGAGAACAUUCUACAGGAGGCCACAAAAGAAGAGGCCGGGUCAGAGCCCAGAGAGGAUGUCCAUGCUGUCAAUCACACCCCUGACCAGGACAUGUCUUCAGAGACACCUUCAGAGGUCCAGCCUGAGCUUAAUGUGAAUGGGACCAAGGAGGUGGUCACUAAUGGACACCCGCCACAAAAUGGCGUCUCAUCUGAAGAGGAGGAUGAGGAGCAGUGCCCUGCGACAGACCCGGAAGUGGCUCUUGUGGCUCGAGAGCUGGUGAAGAGGGUGGUGGAGCGCGUGGAGCGUGAGUCUGUAGCUGGGUCAAGUGAUUCAGUGGAGCACAGAAAGACUGUAGAGAAUGGCUUUAGUAAUGGGACAUCUGAGGAGGAGCACUGCCAAAGCUCUGAUACAGGGGGCGCUGUGGAGCUAGACAAGAGGGCCUCUCUGAUGGAGAGCUCCACAGAGACUUUGACAGAGGAGGCAAACAGCCGUCUGGAGCCACUCUGCACUGCCCGAGUGUCCGGCCCCAGGACGGAGCAGGAGGCGGAGCAUGGCUUCAGGACUUUAAACGGGGGGGCUAAGCGCCCCUCUGUCAGUGCCUUCCAGUGUGUGAGCGGCGAUCCCCGUAACGGUGUCUGUAACGGGGAGAGCUCAGAAGGAGAUGUGUGUGCAGCAUCCCACUGGGGCAAAGGCGAGCGUGCCCCUCUGAGCCGACAGGUGUCUGUGGCCAGCUGCAGCUCCCUGACCCUCACUGCGCGGGGUGUCCCGCACCGGUGCUACCACACGGGGGCAGCACGCGCACCUACCAGCCCCGAGCAGCCAUCUCGGAGCCACCUGGACGACGAUGGCCUCACACUGCACACAGAUGCCAUCCAGCAGCGGCUCAGGCAGAUCGAGGCCGGACACCAGCUGGAGGUGGAGACCCUUAAGAAACAGGUCCAGGAGCUGUGGUCCCGACUGGAAAACCAGCAGCACCUGGGCCUGCACCGGACCAACGGGGACCUGGGGGAUGAGCUGACCUCGAUGACAGAUUCCGAGUUCAACCUGGACCCCAACUGUCUGUCCCGCUGCAGCACGGAGCUCUUCUCUGAGGCCAGCUGGGAGCAGGUAGAUAAGCAGGAUGCUGAGGUGACUCGCUGGUACCCAGACCAUUUAGCGGCGCAGUGUUACGGCUGUGAGAGCAGGUUCUGGCUCGCCACCAGGAAACAUCACUGCAGCGACAGAGAGCGUGUCCAGGAGGUCUGGAACUGUGGUAACGUGUUCUGUGCCAGCUGCUGCGACCAGAAGAUCCCGGUGCCAAGUCAGCAGCUUUUUGAGCCCACCCGCGUCUGCAAAACCUGCUACGGCAACUUGCAGCUAGGCCCCGCCUCUCGAGAACUGGACCUGGACACGCCCAUCGCGGCCAGCUCCAACUGAGGACUCCCCGAGAAACCUAGAAUGUCCCAUGAACUCGAAAAAAAAAAAAAAAAAAUGUGUGCUGCGAAAAUAAAACUUGAAUGUGUAAAUAGAGGCUUAUAUUUCGGAGCGCUGGACAGUGGCGGGACGGUGCCUUGGAGCGGGAGGAGGUCGAACACUGUGCUGCUGUUGUAGUACUGAGACAUUUCAUCUCUGAACAAUCCAAAAAAAACACAAUCGACCAAUCAGCAGCCAGAUUGACACAGAGGAAGAAGCCCAUUGGUCAGUUCACCCAAAUGAGAAAAGCACAGUAGACUUUAAUCAGCACUAUAAAAAGUAGCACUAUAUUUAAAAAAGAAGUUUGGGUCAGUAAUAGAACCUGUGACAUUGUCCAUCCAGAUAGUGCUGUUGGCUUUUGGUCCAUGGUGUAUGUUGUUAAAUUAAGUUAUCAGAAAGAUCACAUUAAUAUAACCACAUGAUGAAGUAUAUUUCCAAGCAUAUAUUAAUUUAAUUAUACAAAAUAGUUUUGAUGUUUUGACUUGAACGUUCUCUGGCCAAAAAAGUAUGAAGAUCUUCUAAAUGAUUAUGUUAAUAUUAGAUUUUUAUUUUUUUAAACUUUUUUUUUUAACAUUUGGGUGAACUGAUUCAUAAACUUGAGAUUUAAAAAAAUCAGCAAAAAAGUCUUUUGAGACCUGCUGAGAGUCAGUGGUCACAUGACGCAUUGAAGUCUCUUGGCUCAUCCUCUUGUUUCCCCCGUCAUUCAAUCCUACCCUUUUGGAUUUACCCAGCAGGCACUGGGAGCUAAACAAUGUUCGCGUUUCAGUCCAUCACAGUUCAAUCACAGUUAGGUCCACAGAUAUUUUUUCAACUAAGUCGUAGCAGUUUACACUAACAUAAGAAUAGUAUCUCUAAAUAAAAUAGAUGACAAACAAUAAUUCUCGAGAAGUGACAUCAUUUUCCAAAUUAUAGUUUUAAUCAUAUUGAAUCACUGCAGAAUUUGCUUAUUAAGAGAUCGCCGUCUUAAAAUUGUCUUUGCAUUUAAUUAAACCUGAAGUCUGGUGAUUUGUGGCCUCACUUGUAAUCUCUCUGAUUGACUGAAUCGUAGAGCAGGGCGGCGGCUGCAGAAAGGGCUUUUCUCUUGGCUUAUUUUUUCCGCAAAAGUCUGUAAAUGUUUCGAAAAAAUACCAUGAUUCACUUCCAGCACCUCUGCCGCUGAUGUCCGUUCAUCGACCUCCUUGCACACCCCUAGCUCUCUCUCUUUUUUUGUAAAAUAAAUGAAUAAAAUAAUAUAUUCAGAUACCUAUAUAGCAUUUAAGAAAGUGUAUAGAAUCCUUGAAUAGUGGCUCACUAAAUUAGUCACCAAAAAGUUUUUUGUUUUUUUUUUAUUUCUGUUUUCUUAAGUUGUUAUUGCAGAAAAUACUAUAUAUAUUUUGCGACCUGUUGAAAAUGACAGAUGUUUUUGUUUUUUAAUAGAGACGCAGGGUGUUUCCUGUUUUGAUGCUGCAGUGGUUUGUCCCUUUGAAAUGCGAUCCUUACUUUGAUGAUUUUAUUUAUUGAAGUUUUCAUUUUUGAAUUGCUGUUUUGAAAGAAAAAAAAUUCAGACAAUUCAUUGCCACAAGAUAAUCAGUGUUUACGAAGAGGAAAAUAAUUAAAAGUUACACUGCUGGGUCCAAAUGACAGCGCCCAGUGACGCUAAAGUUUAGUUAAAAUGAGAGAAAGUGGAUAAGCUAUGCACUGACAGAAGCAUCACACAAGCGUCACUAAUGAUCACAGUCAUAACAAGCCCAUUCAGAUGCACUCCAAACUCUACCUCUGUCUGCAAAUGAUCAUAGCAAUACAUGUUGUCAUCACCUAUAUACUUAAUGUUAUGUCACAAUCGCAAAUGUAAGAAUUUUUGCAGUGGGGUAUAUUUAGGAACCACAAAAACAUCAAGAUUAUGGAUGAAUUUUAAAAUUGCGUUGUUGAUGAAUAGUAUUAAACUAUAUAAAUACAUAUUAUGGUUUACACUAACUAUUUUGGUCAAACUAUGAAGACAAUACAAACGUGUAAUAAUAAUAUAUGUACUCUAUUGAUUUGGAUACAUAUCAACAACAAAUUAUGAAAUAAAUUUUCCAGAUGCAAUAGCAAAUUGAUAAUCUUACAUAGAUUGGACUACAUUUUGUGCAUGGCUCAGAGUGAUUUUGUGGCUUAAACAAAACAAAAAUAAAACCUCAGUACAAUAAAAUUGCUAUUAUAUUUUGUCAUUACUCAUCCAUUUUAAUGAACCUUCAAAUUCUAGCUGGAUAAAUGAUUGAGUAGUGUUUUGAUUUUAUUUUUCUAUUAGUUCUUGAAAGAUGACUGAUGCCACAAAAACCAAAGCCAAGCGUAAAACUGUCCUAACAUGAUUCUUUCAAAAUGUUCUUUCAUUUUUGAUAAGUUUAAUUUUUGAAGAACCAUUCAUUCAAACAAUUUAUUUUUAAACACUUUUCCAAUCCACACUCACUUUUCCUAUCAAAAAUCCAUAAUGUGAACUAUCAUUUUGCACGAGAAGACACUGCCACUGAUUACAUUCAUCUCAUUAUGUUUCAAUUACGUUUGGUGCUGUUUAUGUAUUGUUUCAGCAGAGGGCGCUGUUGUUUUAGCUAAAGACCACAAAUGAACCAUUCUCUUGUGUUAUUUUCCUCCAAAUUCAGCUCUUUUGUUUUUAUUUAAUUUUUUUUUAAUUUUUCAUUUCUUUUUUCCCACACUUCCUGACGCGUCCCUGCAUUCAUGGCCCAGUAUCACACGCGCUUUGAAUCACGCGCGAAAUUCCGGAAGCAUUUGAACUGGCGCGUUUUGGAGGCUGGUGCCAUGCUGUUUUCUUUACGAGUAUCUCUCUCUCUCUCUCUUUAAGGGAUAACUCGUGCUUAUUGUGGUUGGUUUAAAUUCCUCCAAAUCGUCUUUCUCCCUUUUGGUUUUCCUUCUGUUUUGAGUCAAGCACUUUCCACCUCCUCGUAUCCGCAGAGGAGUGUGUAGCUGUACAUAGCGACUCCUGUAACAAGUGCUCCUUGUUCGGUCUGAAUAUUUUGUUUUGUUGGAUUUACUUUAAAGAACAUUACAUUGUUGUAGAUUUAAAGGAGAAAUAAAAUAGAUGAACUUGUGAAA
Messenger RNA from Boleophthalmus pectinirostris (great blue-spotted mudskipper), 7001 nucleotides. RefSeq names its product myotubularin related protein 3 (gene mtmr3). The coding region runs from base 483 to 3899 and encodes 1138 amino acids. The record is from RefSeq and is a predicted model, not a curated record. Gene Ontology annotation, molecular function: protein phosphatase binding; metal ion binding; phosphatidylinositol-3,5-bisphosphate 3-phosphatase activity. Gene Ontology annotation, biological process: regulation of autophagy; dephosphorylation. NCBI's taxonomy places the organism in Eukaryota, Metazoa, Chordata, Actinopteri, Gobiiformes, Gobiidae. The transcript has 22 exons.